This is a messenger RNA of Amoebophrya sp. A120, 10304 nucleotides long. NCBI's taxonomy places the organism in Eukaryota, Dinophyceae, Syndiniales, Amoebophryaceae. The record is from the annotation of a GenBank genome assembly.
AUUCUCGGCAACGUAUGUAAAGUGCAUUGUCCAGUCUGCGUUUGUUUUUUCGAACAAGUAGAACUUCAACUGAAAAUAGACCUUUAUUCUUUUCAUUCACGACUACCGAUAAAACACGAACUGCAACAGGUGCUACAGCAAGAGUCUAGUACUCAAGCUCAACACAACGCUUGCGGUGUUUGUUAUAAAUUAUACUAACGUGUACUAUUAAAGACCUGACCAAAGUAGAAGCUUCUUCUACCUGUACCUCCUGUUUCCGUGCAAUAAAAAUCACACCAUGACUCGCAACCCUCUAAUAGAAUUGAUAGCCGGAAAAUUUCCCCGGAGACCUUCGAGGGACCGAUGCGCGAUAAUUUGGCAAACGAAGAGCCUCUGAAAAGUAGCUUCCGAAAAGUGCAUCUGAGGUGCAUCUGAGAUGAAAUAGUGUUUGAAAAGCGGAAAGUCGCUAGCGAGAAAAAAUUGAAAUUCUCGAAAAGUGAAAAAUCAGUGAUUUUUCACUCUCUGAAAAUUUUCUGAAGUCGAUGGAGCGUGCACUCUUUUCAGGUUGACAAUUUUCGAAAAGUGGAAAUCAUUUAGGAGUGAAAAAGCACUGACUUUCUACUUCUCAAUGAUUUCCAUUCUGGAAGAGUGAACACGGCCUCGACUCCCGAAAAUUUCAAAAAGUGAAAAAUCACUGACUUUUCACUUUUUGAAAAUUUUCACACACUCUGAGAAACGCGGCUUUGACUCCAAAGUGAAAAUGUUGCAAAAGUGAAAAAUCUUGCGAAUUUUCUGGAGUCGAGGCUCCACAGUGAAAUUGUUUCAAAAGUGAAAAAUCAGUGAUUUUUCACUUUUUCGCGUUCAGUCUUCUCAGAGUGAAAAUUUUCAAAAAGUGAAAAAUCACUGAUUUUUCACUACUUUUCUCGAAGGUACCCGUGGCCACGAAGGCCUUCGUGACAACGGGUACCUUCGAGAAAAGUAGUGAAAAAUCAGUGAUUUUUCACUUUUGAAAAAUUUUCACUUUUGAGGCGAAGCCGCGUUUCUCAAUUUUUUUCAAAAGUGAAAAGUCAAUUAUUUAUAUUUUUCACUUUUGAAAAAAAUUGAAACUCACUGUGGGGCCUCGGCUCCAGAAAAUUUCCAAAAAGCGAAAAGUCACAACUGAUUUUUCACUUUUUCAAAUUUCUCACUCUGGAGCCGAAGCCGCGUUCACUCUUCCCAGAGCGAAAAUUUUCACAAAGUAAGAAGUUAAUGACUUUGCACUUUUGAAAAAUUCCCACUCUGGAGCCGAAGUUGCGUUCACUCUUCCCAGAGUGAAGCAAGGCCGUUUGGCAGGUCGGCAAGUUUGUGAAAGCGCCUCAAGCUGCUCUUCCGCGAUUUCUUAAUUAUGAUCGAGCUGUAGGACGAGGCUUUGAGUUAAUUUGAGCAGCGGCUCCUGUUCAUGCGAUGAAGCUUCAGAUUUGCAGUGUCCCUCCGAUCCUCGCAUUGUUGGAAAGGCUUUCUGAGUCUCAGACGAACGAAAAAGCGCGUACAAACUAUCGAACUUGCGCGAUUUUUGUCCCUCGAAGUCGUUCGGAGAAGUUUUCCGGCGAAGAGGGGGGGGCUUUUGCGAGUCAUGAAUCACACCUUAUGUCGUUUGAUAACUUUAUGGCCCCACUGCAUCCUGCAAACGACCUGUGCUGACUUCAUCCCUCCGGGCCUGUGUCGACCGAUCGGAAAGAGCAGCAGAAGCAGUGUUUAUUGCACUUACCUCACAUAAUCUUAUUUCCUUCACUUCACCUUUACGCGGACUAACACCUUCGCUACUUGCAUACUGCAAUUAUUGCAUCACCACCUUUUUGAAGCGGCAGCAUCUAUCUGUUCCAGGCGAUCUAUCUGAAUAUAGAAAAAGAAUGUCCGCCCCAGUUCCACAAAGAAACGCGGCUUUUGCCUUCACAGCCGCGUGCUGUUUUCUCAGCAGCACCGCGGUCGUCCUUGGCGGCAAAGUUGGCAGGACAGCAAGCGGGCCGACACCGCGCACGAUCCGAAACCCGCGCUUGACGAAGGAUGUUGCAACUACAUCGCGGAGCACAGGAGGAGCGGCCUCUUCAGGCUCUACUGCAGUAGAUCACGAGCAAGAACACCCUCUUCAGAGCAAUGUCGCACCCGCCGGGCGUCGUCGCACGCAGCCCCACCAGCAGCACAAGCCGAAAAGUGCAGCAGUCUAUGCGAGUUCCACCGCUGCGUCGGCGAUGGCCGCAGCGGUAGAGGAGGAGAACCUUGCAGUUGGCAAUUACAGCCUUAACAUUAUCCCUGCUUCCGCCAAUUAUGCUGCCACGAACGACGUCGGCGCUCCCUCGUCGGACAGCAGCGCCGCCGCAGUUCAGACGCCGCCCCAAGUAGGAGGACCGCUGCGAGGAGGAGGACGCGCGGCGAGCAACAAAUGGCCUGUUGACCUACAACCUUUACCAACUACUGGAGGACAACCCGAGGACCCCGCAAUGCAGAUUCCGCUACAGGCACACCAACUGCCACAGCUCCUCGUCGCGCAAGAUACUUCUAAACCGACGUCGGUGCACCAGCUGGACCCUCACCGGGUCGCGGCUGGACACCAAGAACACUCCUCGCCGCAGCAACACGCCUCCGCGCUGCCGGUUGUUACGAACGACCUGCGAAACAUGCGCCGGUUUUUACCAGCGCAUGCGCAAACGAAACAGCAGGAGGAGCGCAAGGACCUCUCUGGCAUGAUGCAAGAGCUGGCGGAGCGGAGCCAGGCUUGGCUGAAGAACCCUGAAGCAAACAACUACUUCGAUUAUGUGCCGGUGGACGAGAGUCAACAUGAUGCAAAAAAAUGGUACCAUGAGAUGACUCUGGAGUAUGAGCUGUCUGAGCCCACAUCUUAUGGAUUGUAAAAGUGUCUGGGUCUGAGAGGUUGGAACUUGUAAUGCUAGCUUUCCAUACCUAGAAAAUCUGUAUUGCAUAACCAACAAAAGUCGCAGACCCUUUUGUACAUGCAAAGACGCAGCUUCUCAUGCGGAUUUCCUAUGAGAAAGCGUUCUGGAAAGUUGUCAUGCUGGGUUGCAUUCGGAACUGUUUCCAUCAUCCACCUUUUAGCAUCACAAGUUUCCAGACCCAGACAUUUUUGCAAUGCAUACAUCUUCCUUGCCAGACGAGGCUUUGGAACUGCCCCCGGCCGCCGAUAUCAAAUGCAAAAAUGUCUGGGUCUGGAAAAGUGUAGGCUUGUCAUGCAGAUUUUCCACUACCCUUGAGGUCUGGAAUGCGGGACUUGGCAUGACAGACUCUGCGAGGUCUCUGCCAUGCCUAUCCUGCAUGAGAAACUCCCUUUCAACUUGGUCAAAAGUGUACAGCUUUUGGCACUCAUGCAACACAGAUUUUUGCAUGAUUCAGAUUUACCAUGACAAGUUGCAAUCUUCCAGACCCAGACAUUUUUGCAUUUCAUAGCCGAAACCCCACUACAACAGCAGCAGAAAAAUCAAAACCAGAAGUCGCCCUCGUUUAUGCCCUCGGAUAUGCGGUUUGACGAGCGUGGCCUCGAACCGCAGCUGGUGAACGCCCUGAGCCAGGCUUUGUCGCCGCAACACACGCCGUAUCACUGUGCACAACUUCCCCUCUUCCUCAUUUGUCAUGCAAAAGCCCAAAUCCAAAUGCUUCCCUGCGGCACUGUGUGCAUGACAGAUUUUUCCGGAAGCCCAAACAGUACUACACUAGGCGCAUAAACUUGUCAUGCACAGGCUCCACGUGUGCUGGUGUGUGUAUUGCUGUUCAUGCAAUACAAAUGAGGGGGAGGGGGGGUUGUGCACUCUCAUACGCCGAUGAGUCUUGGCGGGAUCAGCAGGACCAGUCCGGCGGCCUCCAAAUAUGCGAGUCCGGCGCAGGGACCAGUGAUGUUCUGGCCCGGCGCGGGUGGUGGAUUUCAGAUUUCCUCGAAACAUUCCAGUCCGGCGCAACGGCCAGCCCACCUGAAUACUCCGCCGCCGCCGGGGCUGCCGCCUCCGUCGCUCCGGAGUCGAUUCCCCUUGUCAACGGGGUCGCCGCAAUCGACAAACGCGUCACCGGCACAAGAGUUGGCUUUUGGGGGUGGAUUGGAGGACAAGGAGGAGCUCGAGUUGCUGCAGGCUUUCUCGCUGGGGGGCGCGUUUUCUCGGGCCACCAGUCAAGAGGCAGACGAAAGUGCGGAACAACCAGAACGCCAAGUCGGUGCGUAUGCAUUGUGAGAGUAGUUGUAUAUCGAAAUGGCAUUUUUGCAAGUGCGGUGAUGCUUAUGCAGGUUAUCAUGCCUUAAAUUUUGGCAAAUAAAAAAUGGCGACUUGUAAAGGAAAAAUAUACAACUUGUUGUCAAGUAGAACGAAGUACCAGUACGAGUGCGAUUAUACAACUUGUUUUGCAAUGCAUAGUGCAGAUGUUGAUCAGAUGUCAAUUGGCGUGCCGUCUAGUAUGCAACAACACCCUGCGUGGACGACCACGACGGGGCGAGAUUUGAAAACUACUUCGGGUUUUAGCAGCUUGUGCCGCGGUGCCUCCGGUAGCUUUGACUCCACCGUCCGCUCGCCUAGUGCCGCCACGGCCAGCACUCUGACGCCCGUGCCUUCGCUGCCAAAGGUGGCGUCCUGGUGCACCACCACCAGCGACGGAGCAACGGAUCAGAUGUUUGCAGCAUCGAGCACCAGAACUCCUGUUGGCAAGGGGAAUGCCGUGCCGCACAGCCAGCGCUCCUCGCCGAAGCAGAAGCCCGCUGCUUCUAGCGGCAAAACCGCCGGGGCCUGGGGGGCGGCCUAUAGUUCUACUGCUUCGUCGCAGAGUGGUCCCGUCAUGACAGGAUCUUCCGACACUACAAUUACACCGAAGGCGCCUGCUCCGCAGUACCAGCCGUCCGCGGCUGCGCCAUCCUCCAGAGCAGGGGCCGACGGGCUACCGGGGCGAAAUGACGGCUGGGAAAACAUGCACUCCAAAACGCGCAUUUGUAGCUUUUGGAUGAAGGGGCUGUGUUCGCGGGGCUCUGCUUGCGGGUUUGCGCAUGGUCGGGCGCAACUGCGACAGCAACCGGACCUCUACAAAACCAAGCGCUGCGCGUACUUUUGUUUUAUAAUUUGCAGCGGAGGAGGAACAUAUGAAAAGCACAACUUCUAAUAUCGUACUCAUCAACCAAAGCCUACGCCUAAAUGUUGGUUUAUGAAACGCAAUAGCGAAUCCAAUUUUUACGGUCGUAAAAAGUGAACCAAUAUUACAAGACUCGCUACAUGGUUUCGGUUUGUAAAAGACAACGGAACGCAGGAAUGUUGCCUAGUGAUAUUAUUUUACUGGCAAAAAACAACAGGACUUUCGACCGAUAUGGCCACUGCCAGGCUGGAGAAAAUUGUAGAUUUGCUCACGGUGGUGACGAGCUGCGACGUAUAGCUCCAAAAAUUUUUCUUGGGUUCUUUAUUUUUUUUUUCCCCACAGCACCGCUCUAGCGACUGCGACGAGACCAUGGAAAAACAUAGUUGCUUGUGGAAGAAAAAAAAAAUACUAGCGUAGAAUAGAAGCUGCAAACCACGACCGCUAGGAUGAGCUCGUGAACAACCACUCAAUCAAUUUUCCAACGCAAUAAUUAUGAUAUACAACUCACAAAUCAAAUCAAAAUCUACAAUUUAGGACCCUCCUUUCCGGGUGAAACAUUUCCCCACCCGCCCGCUUCGGAGCCCGACCUGGAUACCGGCUAUAACACGCUUGCCAGCCCCGGCGCCAGUCCUCCGUUCACGUUCUCGGGCACAGGACCGGCCCCCUCGCAUAGAAGUGCCGCGUCGUUUUAUUUAUGGAUUGCAAAUUAUAUUUCUGGGUCUGGAAGAUUGCGAGAUUUGUCAUGCUUGUCUGGCAUGACAAAAAAGUUUGUGAUGCGUGUCCAAGAAGAGACCCUUUUGCCUGUCAUGCAAAAACGCAGUUUCUCAUGCGAGGAAAAAAAUAACACAAAGAAGCGCAGAUAUUUCUCAUGCUUGGCUGUGCAUUACAGAGCAUUCGCUAUUCCCAACACAGCAUUACAAGUUUCCAGACCCAGACAUUUUUGCAGUUGAUAUUAUUCGCAGCAAGACCACCACCCGCGAGGCUUGGGGAUGCGCCGCAACGCGCAGUCCGCGCCGAGCGCUUUGCACACUUGGGACGGCGGCCAAAUGGGGGUCAUGAACGUUAUGUCACAGCAGAAUUUGCAAUUGCCAGCUGGUGGAGUUGUACCAGCAGCAGCAUCCUCCGGGAUCGGCUCCGCAGCGCAGUACAACACCCUCCAGCCGCUCUCCGGCGCGUCUAGAAGUCUUUCUCAGGAUUUGCCGACUUUGCAGCACUAUGUGGAACAAGCCGCGGGCAGUGCAAAUAACGGUGGGGCUGCUGCUGCUACUGGUGCUGCUCCCGCGCACUCUUAUCCUCGGCGCCGUUCGAAUACCCUUCCGUCCUCGCCCAGCCUGAUUCCGUCCUUGGUUAAAAGCCCGGCAACUCCUCUUGGACUCCCGGUUGGGGCCGCUCCUGCGUGGGAACAACUACAACCGGCAUUUUGCUGUUCUUCAUCUUUCAGGGCCGCGCACGCCAAGCAGACCGAACUGCACCUUCUCGAGAAGCAUCAGCGUGUUCUCGACUGCAUUCAGAAUUUGGAGAUGCUGCAGAAACAGUUGCUCGAUCAGGAAUCGGCCGCGCGCGGCGAAGCCGGAGUUGCACCGCCUUCCACAGCAGGAUCUUCGCACCUUCAAGGAGAUCCGCCUCAGCUGCCCAAUCCAUUGAGCAAGCCGCAUCUGCUGCGUCGGGCGAGCAUGUCCGCGCCGCACGGGCUGUGCACACUGGCCGAGGUAUCGCAAGAAAAAAGUGUUACAGUUACACAUUGUGUUGCAGGCCAAGCAAGACAGACCAGCUCUGUCAUGUCGGAUAUGCAUAGGAGCUUCGUUUCAUAGGCGUUUUCCCUUAGGAUUUCUGCAUUGCAAGUUUUCUCUCUAAUCCAGAGAAAUUUGUGUUGCUAAAUUGACAACAAAUGUGUAACACUUUUUUCGUGGGAUACGAGGAAGUUGAGCCUUUCGUCGAGCAGCAGGAGCAGCACCCCUUAUCCCCGGCCCUGACAUCGGCACUGGCACAGUGCGCACAGCGAGCAGCGAUUAGCGGCUCGCUACCCAACCAGCCACUGAAAGUGGUCACGUCUGACGGGGAUCUGCAGCGGUACCAAGUAGAGGAUCCCGAGUAUGGUACAGAAAAAAGCUAGCAGAGGUUGCAUAUUUUUUGUAAAAAGUAGUACCCAAAAAUAGUUAGGUAGGUACAUAAUUUGUUGUUGCCUCAGUAGUUGGUUUUGCACUAGUACAUCGAAUGUGCUGCCCUCCUGCUAGUUUUUUUCUCUGGGACACGGAGCUGGAGCAGCUGCGGGCGGGUCUGAGAAUGCUGCAGGUCAAUAAAACGACGUCGACCACAAGCAGCAGUUCGUGGGAGGGGCGACAGCCGCAACAGGAGGCACAACAGCAGCGCCAAGUUGCUCCGCACAGCGAUGUUGUUGCACCAGGAGCCGGCACAACGACAACGACUCCAGUCGUGCAACAUGAAAAUACACGACAGCCCGCCCACCUGUCUCGCAGCGCGUCAAGCGGAUCGCUUUUACAGCAGAAGAGCAUGCGGCUCGACGUUGCACCCGAAGCGGGGGAGCCCCGCCCACGCGCGCGGACGCACGAUCACUUAGGUCCCAUGUUGCACGACUACAGGGACUAUGCAGGAGACUCAGGAACAGCAAGCACAGGGACGACUACAACAGCACGGGACAACGAGCAUAUAUCAAGCACGCCUGGAGUUGCACAACAAGAUCCACAUCAGAGUCGCUUCUCCGACUUUUCCCUGAGCGAAUCCCUCUCCAACGUGCUGAGUGACCUAGGAUGCGGCACGGCGGGCGGUCGGGCCGCAAAGUUGGGAGGAGGAGGACCUUGGGCGUCGCUGGGUGGAGCAGAUGGUGCUAGUGGUAUUUUGUCCGCAGCAUCUCCUUGUUCCGACAUCGCGAAUCACAUGAGCAUGCUGUGCGGCUUCCAACCGCGGAAAGCACCGCAGCCCUUCGUGGGCGUCGAUCCCGACGGAAUCAGGAAGGGGGUAAGAGUAUUAUACAGAAGGAUUGACUUGACAAUAGUUAUGAAGAUUGUUUGAUUAUUUUGCGAGAUUUUUACUACUCGUCAUCUUCUCCAUGGAGAACACAAACAAACAAUCUUUGUGUGGUCGUCCUACGCACGAGAUGACAAUCGCAUUUGAAAACAUAAUGAGUCAACAUUUUUCAUCCCAGCCUGUGCACAAGAACGCGCACCCGAUCUACAUCGUCCCGCGAGAGGGGCUCGUCGAAGAGGCCAAGAAGAUCGAGUAUCAAACUGAAAAAUGCCCCACCCACGAACUUGGCAGCAUUUGUGUUGCAAACCUUUCGAAUAGAAACAUUCCCCGUCUUGCAUAUAUCAGCAUCACAAAUUUUCCAUGCUGCAUACCUAAAAUUUGUAUUGCAAAGAGCCCAGCUUCAGUCGGAUCUCUUAUGCAAAAGAUACCUUGAUCGCCUAGAUUCUGCAUCAGAAAGAAUCGUAGUCCUUCCAUGCAAGACAAAAACUUUUCUUUCGGAAAGUUUGCAUCAGAAACUUCUGCAAGUUCUGGGGUGGGGGCAUUUUUCGUUGUAAUAUCCAGCAGGAGAUGUUUAAGGAACUCAAGGAGCAGGGGAUGUUGAAGCUCCCCGAAGCCGCACCUCCAACUCCGUAGCAAUAGUAUCUAUUUUUCAGACUCACUAAGGAUUACACGCAAGAAAUAUAUCGCAAUCUUGAACGCAAAGAAAAGCGCAAGUUGCAGCGAAUCGCGGCCGACGCAGGACCGAUUCGAGGAGCUUGGCGUGAAAGAAAUGAGGCCAUAAACGAAAUCCGUGAACUUAUCGAUAGUCAGCCCGAGUAUGCUCAUCUCAAAGAGCAACAGCGCCAGCGAAUCGCCCAGGAUUUGUUUAGUCAGGCUCAGAUCGAUCCCGAGGGGCCGAUCGAGCAGGAUGAAGAACUUAGCAACUUAGUUUAUCCCUUUCUGUGUCCAGACUGGGAAAAGCAUGAAGUAGCUUUUUGCUUCAAGGCUACCAUCGCGUCAGCUUCUGUGAAAGAUUCGGAAGUUGAUAAUCAGCCCGACUGGGUUGCAGCGAUCGGUAAAGAAGUGCAAGCGCACUCGCACGUAUUCCGAGCCGCCACCAGUGAAGAAAUUCAAAACUGGAUGGCUGAAGGCAAUAGAUUUAUUCCUUGCCGCAUGAUUCUCAGCGUGAAACGCGACCAGAGAAAGAAAUGCCGGAUCGUGUGCCUGGGUUACAUGGGCUAUGUUUCCAGCCACGAAGGAAAAUUUGCAGAAGUGCCGGACCUAUGCAUUUUGCGUCUGCUUGUCGCAAUCUGCUGCCAGAAUCCGAAUAUCUGCAUGCUGCCCGCGGAUGCCCGCAAUGCAUUUUUGCAGUCGCGUUGCCCUGCUUUUGUUUUAGUAGCGUUAGACGAACGAUUGCAGAAACAGCUCGGAUAUAAGUACGCCGUUGUUUUGUAUGCCCUCAAUGGCUUGCGCCUCUCGCCCGUUGCUUGGUCGAGACAUCGCGACGAAAAGUUGCUGGAAGUAGGAUGGGCUCGCAACCCAUGCGAGCCAACGCUUUGGCAUAAGCAGGAUGUAAUCUUAAUUGUCUUCGUUGACAAUUUUUGGUUCUUCGGCCCGCGCGCCUCCUGUGAAAAAGCCAGGCAAGACCUAGAAGUGCCUCUUCGUCUGUUUCUUGAAGAAGUUAAAGAAACAGCUACGCGCCGUAUCUAUGACUUGCUCAGUAUUGCGCUGCUGCAGGACAAAAAUACUGGCGAUAUUACUUUAUCCCAGGAUGCGUACGUGACUAAGGCUUUAGAGCGGUUCGGCGGGAAUAUAAAUGGGAAGCCAGCACUGAGCCCCAUGUCAACCGCUCCAAACCCUUCGAACGAAGAGAAGCCCGCACUUUUAAAGUUAAAGCAGGAAUACUGUGGCACUUUGAACUACCUUGCCACUAGCACGCGCCUUGACAUCGUAGUAGCAUUGAAAUUCUGUGCAAAAGCAAAAGCGAACGAAGAAACGCUGACCGCGUUGAAGCGUAUCUUUCGUUACUUGCGUACGCGCCGAGUUCUUGUCUACAGGAACAAGCAAGAAAUCUUGAAAGGCAAGCUCACUCUAAGCGGUCUUUUGCUCCCUGUGUACUUUGAAUCUGCCUCCAACAAGUCAAACGGAUUGACAAAAGUUUGCGUUGGAGUAGAGCACACAGCAUUUUGCCGCAUGAAUGGAAUCACUGAAAUGCAGUAAAAAACAACUAUACUUUCAGGAACGUCGUAGCGGAAAACUGGAUUUGA